UCAUGAGAACGCUGAGACACGUGUGUGUCGCUCGUUGUGUGUAGCAGCAGCGUAUGUAUGUUUGUGAGGGCGCAUGUGGAGCGCAUUCCUUAGCGUAUAAAGAGUCAUAAGGAUAAGCGCGCGGAAGUAGCACGAUGCGGCUACAGGUAUUGGAUCCUUAGCAGCAGCUGUCUUCUCAGAUGAACAUUGUUUUUCUCAUGGAUCCUCCUCGCCAAGGUUCAGAACAUGUCAUCACUGAAAGAAGUGAACAGGCAGAGUGGAUCCUUUGAUUCCACGAAGUAUGACAUUGAAGACCUGCUUUUCAAAAUCCUUGUUAUUGGCGACUUCGGUGUUGGAAAGACCUCAUUGAUUCGGCGUUACACAGAAGGUGUGUUCGAUCCAGCCUAUAAGAUCACCAUUGGAGUUGACUUUGCCCUAAAGCACCUUAUCUGGAAUAGCAAUAAACACAUAACCCUGCAGCUGUGGGACAUCGCUGGGCACGAACGCUUUGGAUACAUGACACGGGUGUACUACAAGUAUGCCACUGCUGCUGUGAUUGUCUACGACUUGUCAAGGCCAACGACCCUGCACUCUGUGCUGAAGUGGAAGGCCGACAUCACUGCCAAGGUGGAGCAGCCAAAUGGGCGGCCCCUGCCAGUGCUGCUGGUGGCCAACAAGUGUGACCUGGGACUCCAGCCUCCCAAUGCUCGGUUUCUCAGCGCCUUCUGCCAGGAGCAUGGAUUUGCUGGCUGGUUCCCAACUUCAGCCAAGGAGAACAUCAACAUAAACGAAGCCAUGCUGUGUUUGGUGGAGGAAGUGCUGGCUCAGCGAGAGGAGUGCCACCUGCCCGGACCCCGUGACCAGUCGCUGAAGCGCCUUGGCCCACACGCAGCACAGCCUGGCCGUAAACCUUGCUGCCACUGACCAGCAGAGUGAGACACUGGACCAGCGGCAAGUUCUCUUUCACAUCGGCUUACUUGCAAGGCUGCAUUGUACCUUACGGCAAGCAGGUGUCGUAAACAACAAAAACACUGUGAUUACACUGUCUACUCUUGACCAUGCUUGUGGCUGGUCUCGAUUUCGUGAUGUAAAGUUGUAAAUUAAUAUCAUAUUGCGAAGGGAACAAGCAUAAGCAUUCCACUUUUUAUGCAGGUGUCAUUGCUUACUGAUGGAUUUCAUUCAUGGCAGUUAUCAUUACUGUGUACGGUGUAAGGCAUGCGCCCUUUAGGCCAGGACACCAUGUGGAAUGAACAGAUAACCUUUCUAUGCUUCAAAACACUGCCACCAGGUGGCUCAAUGUCUGUGAUGUGGCAGAGUCAUCCUCAAUGCGGUCUCAUUUACAGUGAAUGAAACUGCCAUAGCUGGAAACGUCAACUAAACGUUUAUAACUAAACGUCCUUGGCAUAAAGUUCAUGCACUAUUUAAGUGUGCUGUUGCUGUGAGAGAUAGUGCACAAAAUUUUUUAUGCAGCAUCUCUCGCCAUCUCUGAAAUGAGCACAAUUUGCGUGUGCGUUUGGAGUAUAGAAUAUUCACUGUGCUUCAAACGAAUUUGCAUGUACCAAGCAGUAGACAAUACUAAGUGGCGUCAUGACACUGUGGCUCGGGGGUUAGCAUUGCGAUGCAUAAUUUUAUUUUGUGUCUUGCUUUUCUGGCUUGGUUUUAGACUUUCAUCGGUUUGUGACUAGUGAUGCUGUUCUCAAUAACCUGUUAUCUGAAAGCAUGUGGUGUCGACACCUGAAGAGGUCCUGCACUGUGUACUGGUGGCAGCCUAUGUCUCGCAAAAUCCGUGGGUGUCUAGCUCAUUUGUGCAAGAAACUGAAGCUUGUAGACGCUUGUCUUAUACAGAGAGUUCAUCCAACAAAUACUGGGUUCUUUUCGAGGUGCUGGUUCUUGAUGUCUGUUUUCUGUUGGACAAUUGGCUGAUGAGAAUUUUAGUGAAGCCCAGUGUGAGGGAAGGAUCUUUACUGUAAAGGACUAAGUUUGAAAAAGACUGUUUAUAUUUGAGUCAUGGGCAAGUGUCCGCAUUUUUAUUAUUGUUUAUUUCCUUAAAAAGGAGCUUCUUGGGUUACCUCUUACUGGCGAACUUAAAGUAGCUGCUGCUGUUUUGGCCGCAUUCCAAAGUAUGCUUAUGGACCAAGCAUUCUUGGAAAAUUAUUUAUGUCCAGCUUUAAGGUAUCUGCAGUUUUGUUGCAAGUAGAGCCUGGGCGGGGCUUAGUAUCAAUGUCUAUUGCUCAAAUGGGCUUUCAUUAGUUCACUUUUUUUUUGGCGCAACCUUAAACCUUCCUACUAAAGUUACUAGGGGGAACUCUGACGCUGUGAUCAUUCUGCUACCACAGGAACUAGGAUUAGUACUACUAGUACAAACAUUUGCCUGAUCAUCGGUUUAUGGCUUCGCACGAUCUUGCGGCUUUAUGCUUGUCCCAGGCAAACUAUGCUAUCUAGACUAUGCUUUGUCCACAUUUAUUGGUCCGCAUUUCGAGGCAAUUCUGUAGUAUUUGUUAAUGCAGAAGGCAGUAAGGGUUUGUGCACACGCAUAAUCGCUCUGAAUUGUGGCAUUUAUAGCACAAGAUUUUGUUGAAUAUGGUCGACUUGCCAAGUCGCAGAGCCACCUGAAGCCAUAAGGACAAAGUUCAGGCAAACCCAUGUACUAAUCAUAAUUUCCUCGUUGUCGAAACCACCAUGCUUACAGCUCCAUUAGACACUGCCAGAGCACCCGCUAAGAAUUUCUGUAGGAAGCUCUGCUGGUGAAGCCAAUGGACACAGGGUAAAGAGCAACAUUCACAUGACUUUUGUUCCUCAUUGCCAGUUAUCUACUGUUGGCUGCUUUCAGAAGAACAGUCGUGCUUCAGAGCCUUCAUUAGUUUCCUCGUGUUCUGCUGAUCAGUGCAAGGCUAUUAUGGAAGCUGCGUUUGGGUGGGCCAGUGCUUGACAUCCCUUUUGUACUGAGCUUUCAGUGUGUGAAAUCGCCAGGGACUAUGAUGAUCUUUGUAAAGCAGUUGUAGCUUCAUAAUGUCAAAGUAAGGCGCACUCAUUUUAAAUAUUAUUUUUGACACUUGCAUGUAAUUGUUAACUUGCAUUGUCUUUCAUGAUCCCAGCAUUGAAUGCAGUGCAAAAAUGGCGCAACAUUUGUAAUGGUCACUUUUUGGGUGUACUAUAUUUUGGGGUGCCUUGAUUGCCACCAAGUGUCUGUACCAAACGCAGCUUAAAGUUCACGCCAAGUGUUACUGAGGGUGACUGUACCAGAGUAUUGCUCGUCCAUAAUGACAUUCCAUGCAUUCUUUCUUUAAGUGACGUGCAUUUGUCAAACUACCUGUGCAAGACACCUUUUUUUGUACAAUGUUUUUUGCUCUAAAGAGUAGCUACUACGUGUGUUAGCUGUAAUGUGUAUGAUGUACUAUUCAAAGUUUGGACAUUGCCCGAGCACUUUGUGCAUGGAUCUCCAGGGCCAAUAUCCAAUGCAGUGCCUUUUUCACUGCACAGGAGAGUCCUCUGGCCGAACAUUUGCUCAUUGCAAACAGGCUUGCUGCAAAACUGUAGUGUUAACAUCCCAUCAACACAUCGGCAAUAGCUGCUUCUGUGAACAUGGCGACUAAGCCAUGGGAUUGUCCUGAAUGAUAUUGCUUAGUGUCUGUUCAGGCCAGUGUUUUGAACGCACAUGAAUACGCUUCUCAGGAAUUGCUUUUUUGUCGUUUUUUGCAAUCUUGAGUGGAUGUAAGCAGUAAGUAGUAGAAUGUUGAGCAGCCAUUUGCUCUUCAUGUUGCUUGUUCUGAAGGAAUAUGAAUCUGCGUGAUGCCAAGGCUUAAUCGCAACAGCAGCGCCAUUCUGUUGAGUUGGUGAUGAGCAGCCAAAUUGAGCUGUUAGCAGCUCAGAUUUGGGGAGCCUCCAUACACAGCGCAACUUUAGGGUGGUGACACCUCCACUAAUUCUGCCGCUCUUUGCCGCCAAAUUUGGCGGACUGCCAUUUUAGUUCACAAUUCAGCUAGUAGGUGCGUUGCAUUUUUCCCUCUUCUGUUGCAUGAUGACAAGUGCGAACAGUGCCACGAGAUCGGUCAAAUUUCUUUUUAACUUCGUUUCAUUUCAGUGCCUGCAGGAAAGCUCUGUAUGCUUUGAAAUAGCUCUGUUGCAUUUUUCCUUUAUUUGAAUGCAUCAAAGAUCUUUCGUUACAUAAGUGCAUCCUACAAAACAUUAAACUUAAGCAACUGUGGAGUACAGUGGUGUAUGCUCGGUAGUGUUAUCUUGCACUAAAAUUAGAAGUUUACUCAGCCCUGUCCUUCCACUUGAACGUAAAAAAAAUGUCAUUUGAAGUGUUUAGUAACAAAGAAUAUUCCUAUUAGUCUGUUCAAUUAUGCAGUUAAUGUGUUGUGUGUAGAGCUCACAUGCGCUAUAUAUUUUGGUUGAUGGGAGCAAAGUUUAUUGAAAAAAUAUGAUUACUUGCACAGCACCAACAAUUGGGGGCAAUCUGCCCUGUCUGUGUCUUAGUCUGCGUGACCUCUUUACAAAAUGCCAUUUUGAUUCUCGCAUAGGUAAAGGUUCGGCAAGCAUAUUUAGGGGGCGGCAGCAUGCCCUUUCCGAGGUUGGCACCACCCUAAAGCGGGAGACGGGCGUUUGUGUGAAGGCUCCCUACUCUAAACUGCUUUCUAUGGAAGUCGCAAGCAUAGUGGUUUGGGUGAGCUGGGGACAUUGCAAGGUUUGGUGUUGGGUAGGGCACGAAAAAUGAGGACAAAGACUGAGACACCCUUUUUACAGGGCUACGUGUGUCUCUCACUUCUAUUUGACCCCAAUUUUCGUGCGCUGCUUCCACAAAAUCGAAGUGCUGCCGAACAGCACUAGUGCAACUUCAUUGCAUACAAACAUAAAGAUUCUGUUGUGUUCGUUGCCAACUGCCGAAGCAGGCAAGAAAACCGUGGGUCUUUAUUUGUGACUUGACACAUUGCAUAAUUUUGGCAAGGAGCAAAGGUCUUUCUACACAGUAAAGCAAGGCUUAAUAUGUGUAGAAGGGCAGGCCAGUCAGUUUGUGUAGCAUUUGGCAUCUUCAAUUUGUCGUCCCUGACUGCCCAGACCUAUCUGAAAUGCUGCGUUCAGCCAGUCUUGGUUGGUGUGCAAGGUUUGCCGGGCAAUUCUGUGCUAUUCGGGACGGUGAAUCAAAGAGGCCCUUUGUCAAGGUUAAGACAGCAAGACAAGAUAGAGAGACGAAACAACACGGGUUCUGUCGUGUCUUGUGUCUCUGUUCUGGCUGAUGAUGCUAUUUUGCCUUUGAUUCAGACAAGACUGCGCGAUGCUAUUUAAAAAAAGCAUGGCAUGUGGUCCUGGCACACAAAAUUUUGCUCUGGCUUUGACUGACUUUUUCAUAGACUUAAUUUGCAGCAGAUGGCGAAUGGCUGCAUGGCUGCUCUUAUUCAUUUGCGAAAGUUUUGGCCCCAACAGUGUUGAUUAGUUAAGGCUGCUAGCUGUGCUUUGUUUUAGUGGAAGUUCCAGAACUUUCAUUUAGUGGUUUGUUGCUCUCUUUGCAUGCUCACAAAAGCACGUGCUUCAACAGUGUCAUGUCCUUGCACAACCCGACGUGAUCGCGUGGUAAUGCGGUUUUACUGGGACUGCUGUGUGCAGUGCAAUGCUUGUUCACUGGCCAGGACUUGUCCUCUCCUUGAAGCAGGUGCACAUUUGUGUCAGCGGCACACACAGUGUUCGUGUGUACCAUGACAUUAUAAUGAGGAAGUACACUGGCAGCGUAAUCUCAUCAAAUGUUGUAUCAUCGAGCGUUCUCUUUUUGUUUGUUUUCUGGUGGUGGUAUUGGUGGCGGUGGUAGUAUGCAGUUUACCCGAGCUGAACGGCCUGUGUUUUUGCGGCCGUCAGUGUGUGCUAUUAUGUUUUCAGCUUCGGGGAAUGUUUUUUAUAGUAUUGUUUUGUUUUACAAGUGUUGUUUACCUCGUCAUUGAUCACUGCAUGUCAUGGCUGCCAAAUGCUGGCAUUUGGUGCAUUUGCAUUUGUUUGCCUCACUUUCCAUUGGAGGUGUGCUGGCAUGCCUUCGACAUUUUUCCUCUCAUUACUGGAGUCCUUGCAUAUUUUUUUGUGCAAACUGCUCUUGUUCCGCAAACCUUCUUCCAUAUCUGUGUGUGACUGGGGCCUUUUUAUUAUUAA
Messenger RNA from Dermacentor albipictus, 6114 nucleotides. Lineage: Eukaryota; Metazoa; Arthropoda; Arachnida; Ixodida; Ixodidae. The record is from RefSeq and is a predicted model, not a curated record.